GCUCCGGCGCGGCCAUGGAGCUGCGGCGCUCGCUGUCCGCCAGCGCCGAGGCGGAGAAGCCCAUGAGGCGCUACGGGGCGGUGGAGGAGACGGCGUGGCCGGCCGAGCGGCUGGGCAGGAAUCAACUCGACAUCAUUUCAAUGGCUGAAACAACAAUGAUGCCUGAGGAAAUUGAGCUAGAGAUGGCAAAGAUCCAGAGACUUCGGGAAGUCUUAGUCAGAAGAGAAUCAGAACUCAGGUUUAUGAUGGAUGACAUCCAGCUGUGCAAAGACAUUAUGAACCUUAAGAAAGAGCUGCAGAAUUUGGUAGCGAUCCCAGAAAAAGAAAAAACAAAGAUGGAAAAACAAAGAGAAGAUGAACUGAUUCAGAAAAUCCACAAACUGGUACAAAAAAGGGAUUUUCUUGUAGAUGAUGCGGAGGUGGAAAGAUUACGAGAGAAAGAGGAAGACAAGGAGAUGGCUGAAUUCCUUCGAACCAAGUUAAAACCCUUAGACAAAGCAACCCAAUCUCCUACCAGUACGCCCGCAGAAAAGAAGGCAGAGCCUCCUCCAAACAAGCCCACCAUUGCCAAGGCGGGCUUGGCUAUUAUUAAAGAUUGCUGUGGGGCCACACAAUGCAGCAUCAUGUAGCUCUGGGUUCUCUACCAUGUCUGUUUUCUGUUUUCUUUUCAAAUGUUUUCGUUGAAUGAAACUGUAGGGUGUGGGGUUUUAUCAGCAUCCUGAAAAACAACAAGAACAACUGUGAUACAAUCAAUAUAUGGACUGUAUGAUGGCAGGUUCUUCACUGUUGCAUGGAUCACUCAAUGUGCAUGCCUAAAGACAAAACAAACCUAUAUAGUGGCUAUCCAGUGACCAGAAAAAAAAAAUCUGAAAUAGAGACCACAAAAAAACACCCGUGAUAAAAAAGAGUGAGAAAGUGACACAUUUCACCAACUAGGAUGUAGAUCAGCAGUUUUAAAGAGGUCACCACCUUAUAAGAAUGUUAUAYACAUUUGCCCCUUGGCAAACAGCACUCAGACAUUUGCUGGAAUAUCCCAUUUUAACUAAUUUUCAAAACAAAAGCCACAAGUAGUUAUGCUGUAUAUAAUGCAACCAAUAGAUGAAAUAAAUUUAGAAUAACUGAUGUUGUAUACAAAAUAUUUAUCAAACUAGUGUGAUGUUCAACUACUUUGCUGUAGAGUUUCACUUCCAAUCUUCCUAAAGAAUGACUGUCAGUAACAAGGAUGCUGCAAGUAGAUGUACCUUGUGUCCUAUAUGACUUCUGAAUUACCCGAUCCAAGUAAGUAUUGCUUGCACUAAGGAAAAAAAAUCUCUAGUUUAACUUUAGCAAACACUCCAAAGCUACAUCAUGUAGAACUUCAAACAUCAAUUACAUAUUUAAUGACUUGGAGAUACAUAUGCUUUCAAGCACAGAAAGGCAGUAGCCAUCCAAAGUGCCCCCAAGGCAAGUAUAAUAAAUACAAAAGUAACUAUUUAUGASAGAAAAAAAGGUCACCAACUACACAAAGUGAGCUUAAAACUAAGAAAAACAGUUACCUGUGUUUCACCAUUUAACACAUUUCUGGUCUCUGCAGAUUAAGUCUUGUCAUUCCCAAUAUCUUUAUAUUAGCUGUCAGUAGGUGGUAUGUCUGUGUGAUAGUAUUACAUAUAAAUGUAUUGUGAUGGGUGUAAAGAGUAAAUAAAUGAACAUGAUCUAAUGUGAAAACAAUCUCAGACUUAGAAACAAACAGCUAGCAAGGAGUUCYAAAGUUUUCCAAGAGGAACCUCCAUUUUAUGAAGGCAGCUAAGAUGUGCAUCUAUGUACAAAGAAGCCACAGUUAAAGGGGCAAAGAGGGGAUAUCAAUCUGAACAUUAGUCACCCAAAAAAACAGUAACAUUAAGGAGUACCUUACUAAGGCUCAAGGAGAUAGCAGGUAAGUCAGAGUACUCCGGUAUGAAAUACAAAUCCACAGCACUGGACUGAUGCAGUGAGAAGCAUUUUCUUCCCCAGAACUCCUUGUUUCUGUAUCGUGCACACACACUUGAGAACAGAGCUGUCACCGCAAGGUCCUAUGGCUCCAGCAUCAAGAAGGAGCAAGAACAAAGUGGUUUCCACCAAGACACGAAGCAGUCUGUGUACUUUGACUAAAGAUUCAGAAUAAGGGACAAUAUAUACAACAAAAACUGGACAGACAUACACAGCUGCAGCAACCUUGCCCAGAGAGAAGUUCACUUGUAAUCCUGUAGCUGUACCUAGCAUGGGUUUGACAGGUUACAGCAUACAUAUAUUGUUAUAUAUAUAUUAAUUGGCAUACAGCAUUACAUAUAUUAAUAGGAUAAGGAAAACAGCAUAGCUUUUAAGUGAGAGCACAAACUGGAAGGGAGGAAAUGGACACUGGCUUCUGGGUAAUUCAACAGCCUCUUGAAUUCACUGGUACUCAGUUAAGGCAUGAGAAUUAUUAGUAUUUUCAGGCAAAAURAACAGCAGUUURGAAAAAACACUGUUGUAAAACAUCAAACUUAAGCCUCAGCAGGAUCAGCUGUUAUGACCAAGUAGUGUGAGCRCCCAUGAAUAAGCAAAGGUCUAAAGUCUGGGGAAGAAAACAGAAAUCAGUGGAGUUUCACCAGUAGAACAUAGGUUGGGCUGAAGCAUUUGCUAACAGAAAAGAUGAACCCAUUUUUAAGAUUCAACAGUGACUAGAUUACAGAGUCCCCUCUUAAUUAAAAUGGAAAAAAGCACAGCAAGUAUUAAUAUCACUCCCAUACAGUUAGAAAUAUACAGAGAUAUAUACAUACUAGAGAAUACAUAUACAGAGAAAAUAUCAACCAAGUAUUUAMGUGGCUACAUUGAACAACUGACACCAUCUCAGCAGAUCUGAUUCAGGUGUCUGUUACUGUCUGCAAACAGGGACACUGGCCAACUGGAACAAUCAAAGUGGUUUCCAUAAACCCUGACUGUUAACCACUG
Nothoprocta perdicaria is the source of this 2946-nucleotide messenger RNA. RefSeq names its product chromosome unknown C16orf45 homolog (gene BMERB1). NCBI's taxonomy places the organism in Eukaryota, Metazoa, Chordata, Aves, Tinamiformes, Tinamidae. Bases 15 to 629 code for a protein of 204 amino acids. Gene Ontology annotation, cellular component: microtubule cytoskeleton. Gene Ontology annotation, biological process: negative regulation of microtubule depolymerization. The record is from RefSeq and is a predicted model, not a curated record. The transcript has 6 exons.